CUUUUCUCUUUCCUCGGCUGCUGGAGAGGCCGCCAAGAUGAACGACACGGUGACCAUCCGGACGAGGAAAUUCAUGACGAACAGGUUGCUGCAACGCAAGCAGAUGGUGAUUGAUGUUCUUCAUCCUGGAAAGGCCACCGUCCCCAAAACAGAAAUCCGUGAAAAGCUGGCCAAAAUGUACAAGACGACCCCAGAUGUCAUUUUCGUCUUUGGCUUCAGAACCCAUUUUGGUGGAGGCAAAACCACAGGCUUCGGCAUGAUCUACGAUUCCUUGGAUUAUGCAAAGAAGAAUGAACCAAAGCAUAGACUGGCCAGGCAUGGUUUGUACGAAAAGAAAAAGACCUCAAGGAAACAGCGCAAAGAGCGUAAGAAUAGGAUGAAGAAGGUCAGAGGAACUGCUAAAGCAAAUGUUGGGGCUGGUAAGAAGAAGGUAAUUCUGAGAUGCUCUGUAGUUUUUAGCUCUUCAAGUAGUUCAGUUUUGUGCACCUUGCUGCUACUGCCUAGAUAAUGUAACUGAAAAGAGGGAAAAGAUGUGUUUUCCACACUCAGCUUCUAAAGAUGACUUUAGUCUCUUUUUUUUCUCUUGCACUGCAACAGUUCUCCCCUUACCUUAUCCUGCCCUGUUUAUCUUUCAGAUUUGUACAUACUAAUGAUAAUUAAGUUGAUUUGAAAAUGAAUGUCCUUCAGUGAACUGUGUAACAGAAAAAGGCAGAAUAGUGGAGUUAAAAAUACUGAGUGGUUUCAAACUGAAUGCAACCUUUCAAUAACAGUACAGAAUGCAGGCGUAUUCUUAACAUAUGCAUGGUUUAAAAUGGGCUUUUAGGCACUUUAGUUCUUCUAGAAGUGGCAUAGUGGGAACUUUGCAUUCAAUGUGUAUGAAGUGCUUUUUCCUUUUGAUUAGUAGUAACCUUUACUCUCACUUUUCCUUCCUACUUUCUGGGAAUUCUUGUUGAUCAGAAAUGAAGUGUCUAGCAG
Molecule: messenger RNA, 975 nt
Organism: Varanus komodoensis (Komodo dragon)
Lineage: Eukaryota; Metazoa; Chordata; Lepidosauria; Squamata; Varanidae
Gene: RPS24
Product: ribosomal protein S24
Exons: 5
Coding region: 38-508 (156 amino acids)
Biological process (GO): translation
Cellular component (GO): ribosome
Molecular function (GO): structural constituent of ribosome
Source: RefSeq, a predicted model, not a curated record